CUGGUUGAAUAUGACGUGAACCAUGUAUUAUAGAGAGGGUGGCAUUCAAUAUCUGACCCAUUUUAGGACUCCUUUUUCAGAAUAUCAGUUUCACUGCCUUCUCUGCUGCCACAUAUCCUCUUCUCUCUCUUUCCUCCUUCACACACGUACAUACACUGUUCCAUUCUACCAAAUCUCAUUUAUUUCUCUCUUCUAUCAAGUUUUUAGCAAUAUAUAUAAUUUAUUCUCACUCAAAACAAUAUAUUAACUGCUCCCUUCCUCUGCUUCUUUACUUUACAUACCCUGAGAAAAUGAGCAGAACUAGUAAAAUGAGUCUCAGCUGUCACAAGUAUACACAAAUAUUCAUAAUCAUAUGCAUCAUUCUCUUUGCUUCAACUUCCAUUUUCAUGGCUGAAGGAAGACCAAUUUCCAAUCUCAACGAAGUUGCAAAGAAUGGCAUGGAAGAGAAUGGAUCAAUGUUAGCAGAGAAACUUCAAAUAGGGUCAAGGCCUCCAAAGUGUGAAAGAAGAUGUAGAAGUUGUGUGCAUUGUGAAGCAGUUCAAGUACCUAUUGUACCAUCUAAAGUUCAAAUCCAUAGAAGCCAUUAUGAUUCAGCAGCUUAUUCAUCAAGAGGGGAUGGUCUUUCAAACUACAAACCUAUAAGUUGGAAGUGCAAAUGUGGGGACUACUUUUUCAACCCUUAAUUCACUCAAAAUUGGAUCAACCAUAUUUAUUUAUUUUGGAAUAAAUAAAUACUCCAAGUAUAUAUUAAUUAAUUAAUUUUUGUCUCUCUAUCUCUUAGCAAUGUUGCCUCUCACCUUGUAUAUGGUAGAUAUUUGGCAACUAUAUAGUACAUAUUAUUUUAUGACUUGUUUUUGCUUUUAAGACUCGUUUGUAAGCAUUUGUUAUUUCUCUGUGUUUCCCUUUUUCUCAUUAUUAUUAUGUAUUGCAUAUGUCAAGUGAAAAUGUGAAAUGGUGAGAUGAGAUUUUACAUA
Medicago truncatula (barrel medic) is the source of this 974-nucleotide messenger RNA. Its product is annotated as EPIDERMAL PATTERNING FACTOR-like protein 2. The coding region runs from base 291 to 683 and encodes 130 amino acids. The transcript is spliced from 3 exons. Lineage: Eukaryota; Viridiplantae; Streptophyta; Magnoliopsida; Fabales; Fabaceae. Gene Ontology annotation, biological process: stomatal complex development; guard cell differentiation. The record is from RefSeq and is a predicted model, not a curated record.